AUGGGUGUCUCUCAAAUAUGGGAUAUAAUACGUAGUAAUAGAGACUGUCAUAGUGGCCAAGUGUCAGAUAGUGUAUCUUAUCAAAGGGUUCCGUUGAAAUCAUUUUUACUUAAAAGAAAACCUGUUAUUGCCAUUGAUGCCUACCAUAUUCUGUUUGAGUGUGGAUUUUUUCAAUUUGAAUACCCAGGUAAACCAAUACUAAAUUUAUUAAAACGGUUGAAGGAAUUAAUUCAAUUAAAUGUAUCCUUUAUUAUGGUUUUUGAUGGGUUAGAGAAACCGAAAGAAAAGAAUGGGAAAACACAUUAUAAAAAUAAACCAUAUCAAUGCUAUCCUAGAUUCAUGACACUUCUCCAUAAGUUAUUUAGCUUUCUAAAAAUAUCGAUGAUUCAAGCUAGAGGGGAAGGCGAGGUUCAAUGUUGUAUAUUAGAGACCCAAGGAAAAGUUGAUUUGAUUUGGAGUAAUGAUUCUGACUGUCUCCUUUUUGGUGGUAAUAAUAUUAUGAAAAAUUAUUCUAAAUAUUUAUUGGAUAUCGGUGUUGCUCCUGCAGCUUCAUCACCAAGACGGAGCACCAAUGAUACUUUGUCUCGAUUUAGUGGAAAUACUAAAGAGAAUUUUGUUACAGUAUUGAAUUAUGAUAGUUUGUUAGAAGAUAAUUCCAUAAAAUUGUUGAAUAGAGAAGGUUUAUUGUUGUUUAGUAUUUUGUUAGGUGCAGAUUACCAUAUCAAAGGAGUUAAAGGUUUAGGUAAAGAGAAAAGUUACCAAUUGGCUUCAUUAAAGAAUCCUAAUUUUGCAAGUAAAUUUUAUAAUAUAUUCAAUGCCAACCAUGAUAACAAUACAUGGGAUAUUCAGUAUAAAUAUGAUAAUUUUCAAAAAGAAUUAUUUAGAUACUGCAAACAGCAUUCUAGUGAGUUGUUCGGUAAGAAUUAUUCGGUUUUGUUCGGUAAUGAAAAGGAGAAUUUUGAGAAUUGGCCACCCAUUUCAAUAGUCAAGCAUUAUCUUAACCCUUUAAGGGAGGAAGACAUUGAUAUUGAUAAGUAUUUGGAUAAAAAUGCAUAUUUGAAUGUAGAAGGUUCAACCUGCUAUAAACAAUUACCAUUCGAUAAACUUUAUUCGUUUUUACAAGAACUUAGACUCCCACAAGUUAGCAAUUUUGAUAAAUGGUUUCAUGAUACAAUGCAUGAAAUGUUUUUAAUAAAAUAUGUUUUAUACGAACCUGAUUGUAAUAAGAUGUGUAAAAUUACCGAAGCAAAAACGGUUAACAUAAACGAUGGUAAUAAUAUUGGUGUUAAUGAGAGUCAUGAUAUUAAAUAUUGGAAAGUUAGAUAUAAUUCAUUUUUACCAAAAGUUAAAUAUGAUGAACCAGAUUCAUCUCGACCUUUGAGUGGGAAUGUGAGGAGAAGCCCGACAAGAAGACAAGUUGAUAUUCAAAAAUAUAAGCAUGGAGUUUGGAUACCUCAAGACAGUAUACCUCAAACACAUAUUUUGGUUAAAGAAUAUAGAAAGAGAGAAUUUGAAAGACUUAAACAGGAGGAAAGGGAAAAGAGGUUGAAAAGUGUUCAAAGGUCCUCCAAAAAAAGGUUUGCAAAUUAUAAGCAAAAAAAUACUUUAGAUUUGUUUUUCAAUAAGCAUGCAUAUCCUAUAGACAAAAAUACACCAAGUUUGAAACAGAUACGGUCUGAGUCUUAUGGAUCUCCAAGAAAUAAUAUGGCAGAUAAUACUGUAUUAAAUAGUAUGAAAAAGAGGUUGUUUAUACAUUCUUCAGAAGAUGAAGAUAACUCAAUUCCUGGGGGCUCUGGCGAGGAAGAUGAGCAAGACAGUUCAUUGAUAAUAUUGGAAGAAAAACCAGCAGCAACAUGUCAACUACGAUUAAACACAAGAACUACUUUAUUACCGCCAGAAAGCGGGAUUAGUUAUAACAAUAAUAACACAGAUUUUUUAAAUCAGCAUUCUCCUAAAAAGAAACACCGUACUGAAUUAACAAAAUUAAAACCGCCGUUUUCAUUGAAAGAUACGACUGUUAAACAAACAUCAUUUAGUGAAAAGGAUCAAUAUAGAACUAGAAGUAGAAUAGGAUCAGACUCUUCCAAUGGGGAUCCGAUGCAUGUAGCUAUAAAUGUGUCACCGUUGGCUACAGAAAAUGUAUGUACAUAUGUUCACUUAGAUAAGCCAGCACCAAUGUUAUCGUUGUCACACCCUUUUGGGAAUCAACCUAUCAAUCGUUCUAAUUCAUUGUUAGACCGAAUAACUGAUGAGGCGAAUGAGUUUCUCCAAGAGUUGGAAGAUCCUGGUAAUUCCUCAGACACGUCAACCAUAUCAACGGUAUCACUAUAA
Arxiozyma heterogenica is the source of this 2331-nucleotide messenger RNA. RefSeq names its product crossover junction endodeoxyribonuclease (gene YEN1). The transcript has a single exon. Bases 1 to 2331 code for a protein of 776 amino acids. NCBI's taxonomy places the organism in Eukaryota, Fungi, Ascomycota, Saccharomycetes, Saccharomycetales, Saccharomycetaceae. The record is from RefSeq and is a predicted model, not a curated record. Gene Ontology annotation, molecular function: 5'-flap endonuclease activity.